UAUGCUUUUGUGGUUGAAAUGUUUCUGCACACUUAUUAUCCUAACCAUCGCGAAAAAUUCGAGUGCGGAAAUUCCGCCCUGCAAAUACGAUGAAACCAUCAAUAUUUCACAUGUUAAACGGUUCAAUGAUGCCUAUAUCUAUGAACAUAUUGAAAUUCCUACUAACCUGACCGGCAAAUUCGACUAUCAGGAACUAAUGGGUGGUUCCAAAGUUCCGGUAAAAAGCAAUUUGAGAGAGAUCUGCACAGUUAGGCCCUGCAUUCGAAUCUGCUGCGCCUACAAAAAUAUUUUAAGCAAUGGAGAGUGUAAUGAUGGCGUAAAGAAGGAAAUUAAAUUAACAAUGUUGGACCGAACAAGGGAAGAUAUAUUGAAGAAGGCUCCACCAAUGGCGGAGUUGAAUAUGGUACCGCAGCAUAAUUCCACAAAAUUGAUGGUUUUAAGGGAUCAGUUUCAGCCAUGCGACGAAGUUGUCAGCCUAAAUAGAGAUGAGUACAAGAUGCUAAAGGACGGAUCCAUACUCCUCCGCAAAUCUGCAACAAUCUUGUCCAAUGAUGAAUACUGUCUUUAUCCCGAAAUCUAUUCUGACUUUCCGGAAACCAUAUGGAUUAUUAAUCGAAGGUGCUUCAAAGUCGUAUUUCCAGGAACCCCCGAGCUUAUGAUGAUAUCGGUAGGAUUCUAUAUUAUUACUCUGACUGUUUAUCUUUUCGUUAAGAAGCUUCGAAAUUUACUUGGAAAGUGUCUAAUUUGCUACAUGUUUUGCUUGUUCGUGGAGUAUUUUAUUUGGACAUUGGAUCACUUUAGAUUAGUACUACCCAUUUGCGCUGCCGCAGGAUACAUCAAAUAUUACUUUUCCCUAUCAUCGUCGUUAUGGAUUUCUGUGGUCAGCUUCCAUUUGUGGGAACUUUUGACUUCGCUGAAUCGUGACGAGCCACGGUAUCGAUUCCUGAUUUAUAACACCCUUGUUUGGUGUACGGCUGCUAUUCCUACGGGAGUGAUUUUUUCAAUGAACCAAAUGUGGGAAAAUAAUCCUGAUAAACCAGAACGGAUGCUCUUUCUCGGAUAUAUUGGGUGCUCGGUUACAGACUGGAAAUUGUCUUCAUGGUUGCACAGUUAUAUCCCGAUAGGAAUUCUAAACAUUUUUAAUGUAAUAAUGUACGUCCUAACAGCCAUUCACAUUUGGAAAGUAAGGACGGAAGUCAAGAGGUUCGCCCAAAUGGACCAAAGCUCUACGACGUGUCUUGAAAUCGAUUUUCCGACUUACAUACGGUUUCUGCGACUUUUUCUGGUUAUGGGCGCGCAUUGGCUAUUUGACCAACUUGCGCAAACGGUGGAUUAUUAUAUUAUGCAGGACAGUAUAUUUAUGAAUUUAACCGUUUACGUAAAUGCCACCUAUGGAAUAAUCAUAUUUGUUUUGCUUAUACUGAAAAGCAGCACACUUAAAAUGAUAAUGGAAAGGUAA
Molecule: messenger RNA, 1459 nt
Organism: Drosophila yakuba
Lineage: Eukaryota; Metazoa; Arthropoda; Insecta; Diptera; Drosophilidae
Product: probable G-protein coupled receptor Mth-like 12
Exons: 6
Coding region: 2-1459 (485 amino acids)
Biological process (GO): cell surface receptor signaling pathway
Cellular component (GO): membrane
Molecular function (GO): G protein-coupled receptor activity
Source: RefSeq, a predicted model, not a curated record